AUGAGUAACAUCGUCAAGCUACCCUCAGAGGGUCUCACCCUCGAGGCAUUGUGGAGACCGAUAGGAGGCAUACUCUUUCAACCAGUCAUUCCCUCAAUUCUGCUACUUGCGAGCUUCCGGGAGCCACAACGCAUCAAGGAACUGCUCUCCCAAGCGUCCAGGAACACGAUCGAGCUUUCUGUUGUCAACCGAGCCCUCAAAAUCCUGAUCGCGAUCGGCGUACUCUACAGACUGAACAACUUCCUGAGCAGGCGGGCCCUAAACAACUUCACCCGCGAUUGUUCCUGGGACUGGCAGAAGGAGAUCGUCGUAGUGACAGGAGGCUGCUCCGGUAUAGGGGAGCUGAUGGUCCGCAAAUUCGCGAAGAGCAGCAUCAAAGUCGUCGCGCUCGAUCUCAACCCUCCGAAAACUCCAUUCCCGGCCAACACGUUCUUCCACAAAACCGACGUGACUUCCCCCUCCGUCAUCCGCGAAACGGCGCAACAAAUCCGUCAAGAAGUCGGCGAGCCGACCGUCCUGAUCAACAAUGCCGGAAUCGGACACGUCAAGCCCAUGCUGAACGAGACGGAGGAGCAGAUCAAACGCACCUUCGACGUCAACAUCAUGGCCCAUUUCUGGCUGAUCCGAGAAUUCUUGCCGUAUAUGGUGCAGCAGAACCAUGGCCACAUUGUCACGAUCGCAAGCCUGGCGAGCUUCAUGGCCCAUGCGUCAAAUGUCGACUAUGCUUGCACCAAAGCUGCCGCCCUCGCUUUUCACGAGGGGCUGGCGCAGGAGCUCAAACAUGUGUAUGGUGCGAAGAAGGUGCGGACGACAGUCGUACAUCCCACAUGGAUCCACACACCGCCAGUCGAUGAGUUGCUGCGCAGAAAGCCCAUCGACGGAUUCAAGCUGAACGCAAAUACUGUUGCAGACGCAGUCGUGGACCAGGUCCUCAAGGGCGAGAGUGCGCAGUUGAUCCUCCCAGAAAGGUACAGCUGGGUGUCUAGCAUCAGAGGCUUCCCGAGCUGGUUGCAGCAAGCCCUGAGAGACGUUCAGGGAGAUUUGUUGGUCGGCGCUGGGGCUUGA
This is a messenger RNA of Coniosporium apollinis CBS 100218, 1065 nucleotides long. RefSeq lists its product as uncharacterized. Gene Ontology annotation, molecular function: oxidoreductase activity, acting on the CH-OH group of donors, NAD or NADP as acceptor. NCBI's taxonomy places the organism in Eukaryota, Fungi, Ascomycota, Dothideomycetes. The transcript is spliced from 2 exons. The record is from RefSeq and is a predicted model, not a curated record. Bases 1 to 1065 code for a protein of 354 amino acids.